GUAUAAAAUCCCCAACUCGCGUUCCACCUUGUCGCUUCUCUCACCGCCCGCCGCUGCCGCCGCUGCUUUCGAUCCUCCUCGGCCUGAAUUCCGGUGAUUGAGCAAAGGAUUUAAGGGUAUCGAAACAGUCAUUCAAGAUGCAGAACGAGGAGGGUCAAAAUAUGGAUCUUUACAUCCCCAGGAAGUGCUCUGCCACAAAUAGGCUCAUUACAUCUAAGGAUCAUGCCUCCGUGCAGAUCAACGUGGGGCACUUGGGCCCUGAUGGAGUCUACACCAACCAAUUCACCACAUUCGCCCUCUGCGGUUUCACCCGAGCACAGGGUGAUGCUGAUGGUGCCAUUGAUAGGCUCUGGCAAAAGAAGAGGGCUGAAAUUCGACAAUAAACCAUUAUGUAGUUGGUUGUUGAAUUGGCUGGCUCUUUUUGCCAUGAAAUAUUGCAGUUGAAAGUACAUUUGUUUUGUAGUGGCUUUAAUUUAGGUGAAUUUACAUUUGCUCUUAUUAAGCUGUUUUCUUUUGCGUAUUUACAGUUGGAUGAACUUCGUUAGUAGUUUUGUGGAAGUGUUUUGCAAUUUGGAUUGCUAAUGAUUUCUUUUAAGGAAGAACCAUGACUCGAGGUACUUGAACUCAAGUGUUUGGCCUUUUUGCAUCACGGUAACCUUCUUCCUUGCA
Molecule: messenger RNA, 669 nt
Organism: Eucalyptus grandis
Lineage: Eukaryota; Viridiplantae; Streptophyta; Magnoliopsida; Myrtales; Myrtaceae
Product: 40S ribosomal protein S21-2
Exons: 4
Coding region: 138-383 (81 amino acids)
Biological process (GO): translation; endonucleolytic cleavage in ITS1 to separate SSU-rRNA from 5.8S rRNA and LSU-rRNA from tricistronic rRNA transcript (SSU-rRNA, 5.8S rRNA, LSU-rRNA); endonucleolytic cleavage to generate mature 3'-end of SSU-rRNA from (SSU-rRNA, 5.8S rRNA, LSU-rRNA)
Cellular component (GO): ribosome; cytosolic small ribosomal subunit
Molecular function (GO): structural constituent of ribosome
Source: RefSeq, a predicted model, not a curated record